This is a messenger RNA of Cotesia glomerata, 3121 nucleotides long. RefSeq names its product HAUS augmin-like complex subunit 3. Bases 158 to 2011 code for a protein of 617 amino acids. NCBI's taxonomy places the organism in Eukaryota, Metazoa, Arthropoda, Insecta, Hymenoptera, Braconidae. The record is from RefSeq and is a predicted model, not a curated record. The transcript is spliced from 11 exons.
UUGCCGACUUGCCGAGUAUAAAGAAAAAGAAUUCGUAAAUUUUUGCCAAACAUAAAGUUGUAAUUAUUUUGGCAUGUAAUAAUACUGAUUAAAAUCUAAAUAUUUAAAAAACUAAAAUAAAAAAUCAUACGGUAAUAGCAAUUAGAAUAUAUAAAAGAUGAAUCCAGCGAAAGAAAAUAUCAGUGGAAAAGUAUUAUCUGAUAAAAUUGGUCAAUUAUUAUCAGAUCAACAAUUAAAAAUAUCUGUUGAUCAGUUUCAAGAAUUGUGUAAUCAACCAAGUGUUCAACCCUUCUUAAAGUGGUUUUGUCAACAUGUGUCACAAGAUAAUAUUUUAUCAAAAAAAGAAAUUCAGAUGAGCAAAAGUCUAAAGAAGAAUAACAAAUGGUUAACUGGAGAUAAAUUGGAUAUAGCGUUAGCAACUGCUUUGAAAGAUCACCCAGAACUCGAAUCUAAAGUCGAGGAAAAUGUUAAUAACUAUGAAGCAGAACUUUACAAAGCUUGCGAAGCUGAAAAAGAAGCUUACACCGAAGAUCUUAAAUAUCAAACUUCUCUCAAUAAUUCGUUGAAAAGAUUCAAAGAACUGGAGCUCAAACAAGAUGAGGAGUUAGAAAGAGAGAAAAUAAAACUAGAAAAUCUUGAAAUUGAAAAUCUUAAAGUAUACAAUGAUUGUCUUUUAAUUACUGAGGAAUAUGAUCUUGCUCUAAAAGAUUUGGAUAUUUUUUUAAAACAGACAUUGAAUGCUUAUCGUGAUGUUACAAAAAAGAGAUCGCGAAUUAUUUGUUGGAAUCAAGUUCCGUUAGAUAUAUAUGUAAAACAAAUAGACACUUAUAAUAAGUACCUUGAAUCUUACAUCGAAAAAAAUAGUUCAAUUUUUAAAAAAUAUUUUCCCGAUAAUUUUUUACCUGUAAACGAUGAAACGGAGAGUAGUAAUGAAGAAACUAAUAUCGGCUCAUUUAUGGACACAGAAUUAAAGUCAUCCGAAAUAAGGUUGACAAAUGCGUUGUCAAAAAAAAUUGACUGCGAAGUUAAUAGAUAUACAGGAGAAGCAGCAAUAAAGCGUGCCAUUGAAAUAUACAACGAUGGUGAUAUCGAUCUUCCAAAAACCCAUUCACAAUUAAUGUCUGAAACGGUAGAUUUGACAGCUAAAAGGGAUAGUUUAUUGCAAAAUAAUUUAGUUUUAGAGCAAGAAUUAAAAAAUUGUAUUGUCACAUAUAGCCAAUUAUCUGUUUCUCAGGUACUAGUUGAUAUGCAAGAGUUUCGAUUACAACAAAAAAAAAAUGAAUUAAAGCAAUUACAAGAUAUAUUGUACAUUGCACGAGAUAUGGGUCAUGCUCAUUCAGAUUUACUCUCAAUGUUAAUGCAAUCUCAGCUGAGAAAAUUAACAAAUCUUAGAAAAAUAAUUCCUGAAGCUCAACGUUAUCUAAGGACAAUUUAUCAACAAUCCUCCAAGAGACACCAACAUUUACAACAUCUUCAAGCACAGUACAAUAUAGUUGACAAAUCUUCGUCUUGUGAAGAAAAUAUUUAUAAAAAACUCUUUUCACAAUUAGUAUCAGGGGAUAAAAAUUCAAAAGAUUCAUUUGAAUCAUCUGUAAAACAAUACAAUGGUAUCAUUGCUGAGAAUAUAAGUUUGAAAGAAGACUUAUUGGAAAAUAGCUAUAAUAAUCAACUACAAUAUCUAAAGACUCUAGAAAAACAAGUGAUGAUAAUGUACGAUAAUGAAUUAAACAGUGGUCAAACGAAGAGUUUUAAAUUAAUGUCUAAUGAAUUGACUGCUCAAUUUGAACAUGUCAUUGAAUCCAUUGAAAAAAAUCAAAAUGAUUUUAGUCGAAUGAGGAAAAAAUUUAAAAACUUUUUGGAAAAAAUAACUCAAAAUUUUUCCGACCACGAAAAAGAAAUACUUUGGCAGAAAUUUUUAGCCGAUCCAGAAGGUCUAAAACGUCGAUACGAUGAAAUUCAGAAUGAAUUAAAUCGUGCUCAUUUUGGGAAUUCAGCUCUUAGUGAACAAUAACCAAAUAAAUAAGUUGUUUUUCUAUCAAAAAAUAUUCAUUCAUAUACUCUUGUUAAUAAUAUAAUAUUUUUUUAUACUUUUUUAAUAAAUGAGUAUUUAAUUCAGCUAUAAUUACGUAAAUCAAUUAUGUAAAAAUAUAAAUAUAUAUAUAUACAUAUGUAGAUAGUAAAACAAUCAGGGUAGAAGGCAUAAUUAGUAAUAAUAGCGAGAGAAAAAAAAAGUAAAACAUUUUUAGUUUAAAAUAGAAGUUAUAUUACGCAUACUGAUGCGCUAAAAAAUAUACCAAUAGGGUUUAAUGACGACACAUAAUACAAUUAUAUUUAUUGCUAAUUGUAGACAGUACUUGCGUAUACGGAUGAAUCAAAGAAUACAUACACUUACCGAAGAAUGACGUAGUGGCAUGCUUGGCCAUGCUCGAGAGUAACCUUGAUCCAAACAUCCAGAUUUUAUUCCCCACUCAUCUUCCUUUCUACCAUACACAUGUAAUAUUCCACCACCACCACCACCACCACCCAUUGUCAAUAUCCAGUAUUAUACUAUAUACGCUGUACUAUCUAUACUCUAUUCAUUGUAUACAAACUUACAAAUAUAUACACACAUACAUACUAGUGUUAUUAUUUUUGUUGUUGUUGUUGUUGUUGUUGAGUGUCGAGAGCAGUCGAGAGCGUCCAAACUAAAAAAAAGUGACUCAUUCGACCGACACCAACGCGCCGUUUAUCGUUCAUCGACAUUAUUUAUCAAGAAAAUCAUUAAUUUUAUAAAUAAAUAAAUAUAUUUACAUAUUUAAUUAAUUUAUUUAUUUAAUAAUAUUAACUAUUGAUUGAAUAAUUGAAAUCAGUAUUGAGCAUGUGUGAAUUGUUGGUAAAUAGCAUUACAAUUUAAGUAGAGCUCGUGUGUAAAAGUGUUAAGUGUAAAAGUGUGUGAGUAGGAGGGUAUUAUCGAUUUGCCAGGGGUUCAAGUUAACGGUUUAUUUACAUGAGCUAAUGUUGUACCUCUUUGCGCAUGCGCUCCAAGACCAAAACAAUAAUAACAGAGUGAAAAGGUUCAUGGCUGGCAGCAGCAGCAGCAGCAGCAGCAACAACAGCACAGACCCAUCAGCCAAACAUACGA